This is a messenger RNA of Spirodela intermedia, 4925 nucleotides long. NCBI's taxonomy places the organism in Eukaryota, Viridiplantae, Streptophyta, Magnoliopsida, Alismatales, Araceae. The record is from the annotation of a GenBank genome assembly.
AUGGAGGAACCCAAGAAGAGGAACUUGCCAAUUCUUCCAUGGAUGAGACGACCGGUGGACAUACAGCAGUUCGAGGAUUGUCCACUCGGUCUCGUUCCGUGCCUCGAUCAGAGGUAAAUUGGUUCUUGCCAUUUCCUUGUCUCGAGCCGGGAUGAACGGGUUUUCUCUUGUUUUGAAGCAACUAUUUCUCACGUUGCCUUCCCUAGAGGUCAUACUCAGAGAAGUUUUUCACUAGAAUUCUGAACGGCAGAUUUUUUUUUGCCGAGAGAUUAUACUCAUAGUAUUAUACUAAACUCAUGAAUAUGCGCAGAUAAGAAAUGGUGCCCCUUGUAAAAUCCAAAAAAAUAAAUAAAAAUGUUUUCUUUUCAGCCUCCGAAGGCAUUUUACUCGGGACCCUUUAGGCUCUUAACCUUCCGCUUACGUGAAACUUUCUCUUUUAGUAUUCAGAUUUAUACUUUAUGAUGACCUAUUCAUAUUUCAUACGCAGUGGUCGUUUAACCUUUUUACCACUAAACCGUGUUUCUGAACUACUGACCGCAAUGCACAGGCUUAAAUUGAGGAAUUUUAUCUGGGCUCCCCAUAAAUAUAUGCAUAUAUAUGAAUAAACUUAUAUACAUACUAGAGCAAGCGAUAGUUGUGCAGCUGAUUGAUUCAUUUGCACAUGACGGAACUCUAGUAUAGAUCUUAACUUUGGUUGGGCUUCUCAAGAUUGCAGGCGGCUUUGGAGAAAAUGACUAUCAGCUCACUUUUUCCAGUGCAAGUAGCUGUGUGGCUGGAGACUAUCGGUCCUGGCUCUUUUGAGAGAGACCUUUGCAUAAACUCACCAACAGGAAGUGGAAAGACUCUAGCGUAUGCAUUGCCCAUUGUUCAACAGCUUUCCACCAGGAAGAUUAGCUGCCUACGCGCUUUGGUUGUACUGCCUACUCGUGAUCUAGCUCUCCAGGUUUACACUGAACUCUUGCUUUUACCUUGAUAUGGUAUUAUAUUGUCGUUUUUUCUGUAUAUUUGCCAUGCAAUUUUUAGAGAUCCGUGUUCAGUAGGUCUCUGAUACUGUCUUAAUUAUCUUCUAUUUCAGGUAAAAAAGGUUUUUGACGCUAUUGCUCCUGCUGUGGGUUUGCAUGUUGGAUUGGCUGUUGGACAAUCUUCUAUUGAAGAGGAGAUUUCAACUUUGAUAAAGAAGCCGAAGCUUGGAGUCGGAAUGUCCUUUGAUCCUGAGGGUUUCCAGACAGAACUGCAAAGUUCUGUGGACAUACUGGUGGCAACACCAGGCAGGCUGAUGGACCAUAUAAAAACCACCAAGGGCUUUAGUCUAAGACACCUGUGCUAUCUGGUAAGCAAUACAUUGGUUAUUCUUGCUUUCUCAAACCUGCUUUCAUAAAAGCAUCGCAGUAGCCUAUUUAUCUGAUCCACAUAAAGGAAAUUUUGAUGAAGAGCUCAUCUUUUAUGAAGGAAUUUCAGCAUAUAAAACACCAUGAUUGCCCGCCAUGCAAGAAACUAAAGGAAAUCAUAGGAAAUAUUUUCCUCAGAAUUGACUCCAGUCGAGUUUCCCAUUCAUACUGAAACUGAUGAGUACUCGAAAAUGCUUCUGGUCUUGCUUAUGGGAUCCAAAAAUUCUAUCUAAAAUUUCUCCUUUUCAUCCAAAUAGAUAACUGAAAAGAAAGCUGUUAAGAGGAUUCUUGACCCAGGUUCUCUAACACUAAUGAAUCAUAAAUUGAUCCACCAGGACAACAACCAGAUGAAAUCGUUUAUUGGUUCGCUGUAUCUGCUGCAAGCAUCUGGAUAGCCAUUUCCAAAAAGUCACAAUCUCCACUAUGAAGUUUCAGUUUUUUUUUUUUUUUUUUUUUUUUUUGUGUGGAAAGAAUCUUGAGUAGAACAAAGACUCUCCAUUGUCUGUAUUUUCUCUACUACAUUAGUGAAGAGUGCUGUGUUAUCUAUCUCCUGCAUCCCUUGGCCCCAAUGCACUUAGUUACGAACCAAUGGAUAUCUCUGACACUUCCAUUACUUGUGGUUUGCUUCAAAUUAUAAAGUUUUAUUUGGGGAUAUUACUUGUGCUAAGACUCUUGAAAGUCGUGAUUUAAUCUCUCAAUAGCACUUCUAAUAAAAAAUCUACUGUGCCGUCAUUUUCAGGUUGUUGAUGAAACUGAUCGAUUCCUCAGAGAGGAGUACCAAUCGUGGUUGCCUACAGUGCUUCGUUUGUCAUGCCCAGAUCAACAAGAAGUUUCCAGCCAUACGAGCAGUUAUUACUUCUCUACAAUUGGUCAGUUGAGAACCUUAAGAAGAUGGUACGUACUGACCAUUUCAGCAAUCUCUUUACAAGUAUUGUAGCCUAGUGCUUUGGAAUCUUCAGCAGAUCACGAGUUGGCCCUCAUGCCACAUCGAUCUGGAGGUUUAUCUUUUCAAACUUAAACUCGGCUUCAAUCAAUUUUUCUGGAGAAAUCUGUUAGUUGAAAAACAAAAAUUCUGUCACUAUCCCUCACGUUUUUUUAUUUGAAAAAUAAUUAGUUACUUGCAUUUGCCCUUAAAGAUAUGGUUAAUUUCAAUGGUUCAUAAAAGCAGUACCGUUCCUUGUUAUCGAACUGGGUUUCCCCCCCAUUUUGCUUAGCCAUUUGAUUUUUUAUUUGUGAAGAAUAACUCAUGGAUUUUUACUGGACCACCCAAAGCUGUGUUAGUGGGUUUACUCCUUGUUUGCCCCUUUUGGAAUUUCCGUUGUUGGAAAGUAUGAACCAGCUUGAAGAAAAUAAAUUGGCAUAUUUUUCCUCUUCAUAAAUCUAAUUAAUUGCUUAUGGUGUGCUUCUUUCGUCAACUAUGUAAUGGUUUUGUUAUUGUCACAUCUCUCUUUUACAGUGGUGUUGAAAGAGGAUUUAAAGGUAAAAUGAGUCCAAGACUUGUCAAGCUUGUUCUUUCCGCUACCCUUACUCAGGAUCCUAGCAAGCUGUCUCAACUGGCCCUUCAUCACCCUCUGUUCUUGACAACUGGCCCAAAACGUUACAAGAUCCCUGAGAGGCUCGAGUCAUGCACACUGGUAGUUCCUUGUAGCCCAAAAUGCUCCUUGAAGAGUGAAUUAGUUUGAUUUAUUUGUGAAGCUUUGCUUAAUGCCAUUUUAUGUCUUAUGGUUGUCUCUUUGAGCUUUACAUGUGUCAAAUUAUUGUCAUUGACGCCUAUUAUUUUGGGCAGAUUUGUGAGUCGAAGAUGAAGCCUCUGUAUUUGGUUGCACUUCUGCAAGGUUUAAGAGGAGAGAAGUGCAUAGUAUUUACGUCAUCCAUGAAAAGAACGCGCAGACUCACCACCUUGCUGAAAUUCUUUGGAGAACUGCCAUUUAAAAUCAGUCAGUUCUGGGGUCAGCAACAUCAAUCCACAAGAAGGUAGUUCUCACACUCACUUGUGAUCAUGCGAGAUUCUCUAUCAAUGAAGAGACGCUAGAAAAUAAUUGUAUUAUCGCUAAUUUUCGGAUGAAGAUAUCUGAAACCAUGACAUGGUUACAUAGUUAAUUACUCUUUACUUUAUGUGGAACGUUGCUUGAGCCUCUUUUGUAUAUCUCUUACUAUUUGGAAACUUUGUCAUUCUGAUGUUUAACAAAAAAAAAAAAAAAAAAAAAAAACUGUACUGCAGCAAAACGUUGGACUCAUUCAGGAAGGGAGAAAUCGAUGUCCUCAUUUCAUCAGACGCCAUUGCUCGCGGGAUGGAUGUUGAGGGCGUGAGAAACGUCAUAAACUAUGAUAUGGCUCCAUAUGUCAAGACAUAUAUCCACAGAGCAGGACGCACUGCUAGAGCAGGCCAGUCGGGGCGGUGCUUUACCAUAUUGAGGAAAGGCGAGGUAGUUGUUCACUCUUUGAACUUCAUCUUGUUCUCCUGAGAAAAUCUACUGCUUGUUUUGCUUGUAUUCUUUGCUAUCUUGGGCUUGAGCCCACUAUCACUUUUCCGAUGAAAACAACAUUAUGAUAAAUAUCUUGGACUUCAACCCACGGUCAUUCUAGUGAUAAAUAUUGCUCUAGGCUUGUAUUUUUAGUGAAGAUGGAGUCAACCCAAUGCCACUUUACUGAGGAAGCCUUCUUCCCUCUAUGCUUGUAUUUUUUUCUAUUUUUUGAAGUUAUAGACUCAGACCUCACUGUCUCUUUUCUGAUAAUCUCGUAUCUAAUGCUUGUGCUUUCUAGUAUUUUUUGAAUAAUUGAGACUAGACCCACUGUCACAGUACUAAUUAUAAUAAUAUUAGCCCAUGCUUGUAUUUUCUUUCACUUUUUUAAUGAUUUAAUCUCAACUCACUGUCGCUUUACUGAUAUUAUCUUAUGCCAUGCUCCAGGACUCGACCCACCCAUAAAAUCUCAUACCAUCCUUAUAUUUUCUGAUAUUUUGGGCAUGAAUCCGCUGUCGUUUUCCCGAAAAAACCAACAUUUUGCUUCUAUUUUUGGAUUUUUUUUUUCUUGGGCCACUCCCCCUGAAUGAAAUCUUCAUUUUUCUGUAGCUUGGAGAAAUAUAGCCGAAAAUAAAUGCCCUAACCAUCUGUUGCUCGAUGGGUUAGAGAAAAUGAUCGAAAGAUGUAUGGAUAUGCCGAGUUUUUGAUUUCUGUAUAACCUUUCUCCUCAGAUGAAGCGUUUCAAGGAGAUGUUGCAGAAGGCCGGUGAGGGCUCUUGCACAGCUCACACUCUGCCUGCUGACUCAGUGGACCAGCUACGCCCUGUCUAUGAAUCUGGUCAGUUCUGAACCUCACACCUCGAGCUUCGGGUUAUUUAAUUGAUUCAGAUGGUCAAACUCUCUCUCUCUCUUCCCAACCCUUGACACUGACUCUAUCGCUCUAUACAUCUGCAGCCUUAAAGAGAUUGAAGGAGGGAGAUUUGGAGACAUCAAAGAAGAAGGGGAUGAGGGCGGGGGGGAUCAAGAGAAAGAAGGAUGAUGUGGACGUUGAGGGAGCAGCGGCUGCUGGAGACUGA